GUAAUCUUGGAACGCAGCUAACAUUUAACCUUGAUGCUUUCAAACUACUUUGAACGGUUACAUCUAAAUCAGUUCACUUUCGGCAGUCUUCCGACGCGUUUGUCGGUAUUCGCAAAUUCUACUCUAAAGACACCCAAUACGAAAUUUGAAGGAAAUGCCUCGAAAUUGAAAAAGGGAAACUGAGAAGGCGGCUUGGACCCUGGAAGACCUACAAAAAGCGGCGCAAUUGGUCGGCGAAGGAUUAGCUAUCAGAAAAGCAGCCGUGUGUUGUGGAAUUCCAUACCAAACAUUGCAGAAACGAUUGAAAAAAGGACAACUGCAAAGUUCAAGAAAACUUGGUAGAUACCCCAUUUUUACCCUUCAGCAAGAAACGGAAAUGGCACAACAUUUAGUUAUCCUUGCAAAUAUAUUUUAUGGGCUAACUAGGUGGCAAUUUUGUCGCUUAGCUUACAGAUGUGCCUUAAAUUUAAGAAUUAAUCACGCCUUUAAUAAACAGAAGCAGUUAGCUGAAAGAGACUGGCUAGAUGGAUUCUUAAGACGGAAUUCCACGAUCAGCAUUCGUAAACCUGAGGCCACGAGUUUAAACCGCAUCAAGGGUUUUAACAAGGACGAGGUAACUCGCUUUUUUGACAAUCUUCACACGGUUUUGUCUAAACAGAAUUUCAAGAAGUCCAAUAUUUUUAAUAUGGAUGAAACGGGAAUAACGACGGUUCAAGAACCUGGAACUAUAUUGGCUGGAAAAGGUCAAAAAAGGGUAACUAGUUGAGAGCGUGGCAAAAACAUUACUGUAAUUUGUUGCAUGAGCGCUGCCGGAUCGUUUGUGCCCCCAUUUCUUAUAUUCCUCAGAAGACGAUUUUCUCCACUACUUGCUAAGGAUGGGCCUCCAGAUGCGGAAUAUCAGGUUACUUUUAACGGCUGGACUAAUGAGGAAAUGUUCGAAUUGUGGCUUAGGCAUUUUGUAAAAUUUGUUAAGACCAAUCGUGAUGAACCAGUAUUACUUAUUCUAGAUAAUCAUUCUAGUCAUGCAACGCUUGAAAGUUACAAUUACUGCAAAGAAAAUUUCAUUACGAUACUGUCCCUCCCAACACAUUUAUCACAUCUGAUGCAGCCGUUAGAUGUAACAUUUUAUGGUCCACUAAAGAAGUCCUACUAUAAAGAAUGUGACAAUUACACGAAGUCAAAUAACCUCACACAAAUCACUCCAUAUGAUGUUGCAAGUCUUUUUAACAAAGCUUAUUCCAAAGUUGCUUCUUUGGAAAAGGGAAUAUCAGGGUUCAGAUGCACAGGUAUUUUUCCAUACCAACCAGAUAUCUUUACUGAUGCUAAUUUUGUCUAUAAUUGUGUGCCACCAGCUUGCGUGGAUACUAAUGAGAAGACAACGGGAUCACCGGCAAGUAGCUCUAAAAUAACAGAAGCAAACAGCAAAGACAAUGCCCAAAAUCAGACACGGUGUCCUGUGAUUCAUAAAACACCAACAAAAGAUAAAAGUAGUCGAUCAUGCGAUCCCGUACCAGGUUGUUCGACAUGGCAAGAUGAAUCUGAUCAGUCCAUUAAUACGUCGUCCAUCUCUGAUCUCCUUUCUAUAAUAUCCCCAUUGCCUCAAAAAGACGAUAAUAAAAGCAAGAACUUAAGACAAACACAAAACAGCAUUCCGAAAUUUUUACCCAGACACCUAUUUCCUAUAAGAUAUUUUUUAAAGAAAAAAAGUGAAAGAAACAAGAACGUGAUGAAAAAAAUAACAUGUAAAGGCAUGAAAGCAAAGAACAUAAACAAAACUAAAAAUAACAGCAAAAUAAAAAGUGCUAAACGACAAGUAGGAGCAGACGAAUUGUGUUUAUCAGAAGAUGAAGAACCUUUGAAGAAAACAGUUAUUAGCAAAUAUGUGUCCAAAACGGAGUCAAAACCAGUUAAUAAAUAUAUUAAAUAUGCAAAAGGAAAAGUUGUUUACAAAAAAGGCACGAACAAAAGACAAGUUGACGAAGAAUCGUCAUUUUCAGAAGACGAAGAGAUAAGUGACGACGACGAGUGCGAUGAUCUUAGCGACAGCGCCGCUCAUGUUAGAUGCAUUAUUUGUGACGACUUUGGAAAAAAUAAUGAACUGUGGUACCGUUGUACGAAUUGUGGCAGUUAGGCACACUCUGAAUGUUCAGGCGUAGAAGAUGCAGAGGGCUAUAUUUGUGAUUUUUGUUUACGACGGUAGUUAUAUUUUAGCA
Molecule: messenger RNA, 2213 nt
Organism: Anthonomus grandis grandis
Lineage: Eukaryota; Metazoa; Arthropoda; Insecta; Coleoptera; Curculionidae
Exons: 2
Coding region: 800-2131 (443 amino acids)
Cellular component (GO): nucleus
Molecular function (GO): DNA binding
Source: RefSeq, a predicted model, not a curated record